Lycium ferocissimum is the source of this 4193-nucleotide messenger RNA. RefSeq names its product phytochrome E. Gene Ontology annotation, molecular function: photoreceptor activity; phosphorelay sensor kinase activity; protein homodimerization activity. Gene Ontology annotation, biological process: red, far-red light phototransduction; regulation of DNA-templated transcription; protein-tetrapyrrole linkage. The coding region runs from base 468 to 3875 and encodes 1135 amino acids. NCBI's taxonomy places the organism in Eukaryota, Viridiplantae, Streptophyta, Magnoliopsida, Solanales, Solanaceae. The record is from RefSeq and is a predicted model, not a curated record. The transcript is spliced from 4 exons.
UGUCGUCCUUUCCUUUAUCUUUAAAUAGUUAGAGCCUCUUCUCUUAUCAGUCCGAUUAGAAAAGCGAGUUCUUUUUUCCCGUUCGACUCCAUAACCUACAAUCAAACGUAACCCGAUACCUUUAGUUAAAUAUGGAAGCUAUAAUGACAUAAUUACAAGAAGAUAAGUCCAUUGUGAUUAGAAAGCUGCUAUAAAUAAAGCUAUUCAUGAAUCAUGAUCACUUUCCGUGCAAAUAGGAAAUUAGGACAGUGAUUGGAAAGCUCUAAUGACAUAAUUAAGAAAAAAAAUAACCACAGUCCGUACUAGAGAAAAAAAGAGAGAGAGGGGAAGGAGACGCGUGGAGCUUACAAGAAGGGCUCAAGUAAGGAGAAUCUGUCAAGUAUAGUCAUGUUACAUUUCCAGCUUCUCUUUCUACUGAACCACCUUCAUUUUUUCCCAAGAAUAAUCCAUUUUCAAGAACCCAUCAAAUGGAGUUUCAGAGCAGUAAAACCAGGAAAACAGAAAGUCCCACCAGCCAGAAUCAACAAGACAACAAGAAUUCCAACAAAGAUUCCAUUUCCUCAGCUGCUAGUAACAUGAAGAAUCAUGCCAGCAAGGUCACACUUGCUCAGUAUAAUGCUGAUGCAAAGCUAAUGGCUGAGUUUGAACAGUCUAGUGUGUCUGGUAAGUCCUUUAAUUAUUCAAAAUCAGUUCCUUUUGCACCACAAGAUGCUAAGGAAGAAGAAAUAAGUUCUUAUCUUUCAAAAAUUCAGAGGGGUGGACUUGUUCAACCAUUUGGUUGUAUGGUUGCUAUUGAAGAACCAACUUUCAAGAUUAUAGGUUAUAGUGAGAAUUGCUUUGAUAUGUUGGAUUUUAAGAUUGUGAAGCCUGGAAAUUCUGUUAGUUUGAUUGGUGUUGAUGCUAGAACCCUUUUUACCCCUUCUUCAGGGGAUUCAUUAGCUAAAGCUAUGGCUUCUAGGGAGAUUUCUUUGUUGAACCCUAUAUGGGUUCAUUCUAGAAGUACCCACAAGCCUUUUUAUGCUAUACUUCAUAGGAUUGAUGUGGGCAUUGUGAUUGAUUUAGAGCCUGCUAAUUCUAGUGAUCCUGCAUUGCUUCUUGCUGGGGCAGUGCAGUCACAGAAACUGGCGGUGCGGUCGAUAUCUAGGUUGCAAUCACUCCCUGGUGGAGAUAUAGGGGUUUUGUGUGAUACAGCUGUGGAAGAUGUGCAAAAGCUUACUGGAUAUGAUAGGGUAAUGGUGUAUAAGUUCCAUGAUGAUAAUCAUGGUGAAGUUGUGUCUGAGAUUAGGAGAUCAGACUUGGAGCCCUAUCUGGGUUUGCAUUAUCCUGCAACAGAUAUCCCACAAGCUGCUCGGUUCUUGUUCAAACAGAACAGAGUUAGAAUGAUAUGUGAUUGUAAUGCAAAUCCUGUUAAGGUUGUUCAGAGUGAAGAACUAAAGAAGCCUCUCUGCUUGGUAAAUUCGACUCUUAGAUCACCUCAUGACUGCCAUAGCCAGUAUAUGGCCAACAUGGGAUCUAUUUCGUCGUUGGUGAUGGCAGUUGUUAUCAAUAGCGGUGAUUCAAUGAAGCUUUGGGGUUUGGUUGUUUGUCAUCACGCUUCUUCCCGCUAUGUGCCUUUCCCACUUCGAUAUGCGUGUGAAUUCUUCAUACAAGCAUUUGGCCUGCAGCUUAAUAUGGAGCUCCAAUUGGCAUCACAGUUGGCAGAGAAGAAAACUCUCCAAAUGCAGACCUUACUAUGUGACAUGCUUCUUCGAGACGUUCCAUUUGGUAUUGUAACACAAUCCCCUAGUAUUAUGGAUCUUGUCAAGUGUGAUGGAGCUGCACUUUAUUAUGGUGGAAAAUGUUGGUUGCUUGGGGUGACACCAACUAAAGCACAAGUUAAAGAUAUUGCAGAGUGGUUACUAAGAGCUCAUACGGACUCCACAGGUUUAAGUACGGACAGUCUUGCAGAUGCUGGUUAUCCUGGUGCGACUUUACUGGGAGAUGCAGUUUGUGGUAUGGCUACUGCGAGAAUUACUUCCAAGGAUUUUCUAUUCUGGUUCAGGUCUCACACAGCAAAGGAAGUCAAGUGGGGAGGUGCUAAGCAUCAGCCAGAUGAUAAAGAUGAUGGAGGCAAAAUGCACCCGCGGUCUUCAUUUAAUGCCUUUCUUGAAGUGGUUAAAAGCAGAAGUUUGCCAUGGGAGGUUCCGGAGAUUAAUGCCAUUCAUUCUCUUCAAAUCAUAAUGAGAGAAUCAGUUCAAGAGAAUGAGAACAGUUAUCUAAAAACUCUGACCUCUUCUCAACAGAAUGAUGCUGAUGGGCCAAGCAUGGAUGAACUUAGUUCUGUGGCAAUGGAAAUGGUUAGGUUGAUUGAGACAGCCACUGCUCCAAUUUUUGGAGUUGAUCCAUCUGGCUUAAUAAAUGGAUGGAAUGAGAAGAUUGCUGACUUGACAGGGUUGCAUGCUAGUGAAGCUAUUGGAAAGUCUCUCCUUAAUGAUAUUGCUCAUGAAGAUUCACAUGGAACUGUAGAAAAUGUUCUACAUAGAGCUCUGUCAGGUGAGGAGGACAAAAAUGUGGAAAUAAAAUUGCGAAGGUUUGGGAAGGAUCCACCAGAAUCGGUUAUAUACCUUGUGACGAAUACCUGCACAAGCAGGGACCACAAAAAUGAUGUUGUUGGUGUGUGCUUUGUGGCUCAAGAUGUUACUCCUGAGAAAGCUGUCAUGGAUAAAUUUGUUCAGUUGCGAGGAGAUUAUGAGGCUAUUGUACAAAGUCUUAAUCCAUUGAUUCCACCAAUAUUUGCUUCUGAUGAAAAUGCUUCUUGUUCGGAGUGGAAUGCAGCAAUGGAAAGGUUGACUGGUUGGACAAGAUAUGAGAUCAUCGGGCGGACACUUCCUGGUGAGGUUUUUGGUGGUCUUUGUCGUCUUAGGGGACAAGAUGCCCUUACCAAAUUUAUUAUUCUUUUCUACCAAGCACUUAGUGGCCAUGGCACCAAAAAGCUUCCAUUUGGAUUUUUUAAUAGGACAGGAGAGUUGGUGGAAGUAUUCCUAACAGCAAGCAAGAGAACUGAUGAGCAUGGGAACGUAAUUGGGUGUUUCUGCUUCCUGCAGCCUACGCUAGAGGCAUCAGAUGAGAGACAAGAAGACAAUAAAGAAUCCCUUUCAAAACUUAAAGAAUUUGCUUAUGUCCGACAGCAGAUGAGAAAUCCACUGUAUGGGAUCCAGUUUACCCAUAAACUCCUUGAUGCAACCUGUGUUUCAGAUAAUCAGAAACAGCUUCUGGAGACUAGUGAAGCCUGUGAGAAACAGAUACUGUCUGUUAUUGACAAUAUGGAUUUUGGAGGUAUAAAGGACGGCAGCAAAGUGGAGCUAAACAUGGAGGAAUUCGUUCUAGGAAAUGUUGUGGAUGCUAUUGUGAGUCAAGUAAUGAUUUUGCUGAAAGAAAAGAACUUACAGCUGCUGCACGAUAUCCCUGACCAGAUCAAAACACUCCCUCUAUAUGGUGAUCAAAUUAAGCUUCAGCGUGUUCUGUCAGAUUUCUUGCUUAGUGUAGUGCAUCAUGCACCUUCUCCGGAUGGUUGGGUUGAAAUCAAGGUGCUACCUGGUUUGAAACUUGCACAAGAUGGAAAUGACUUUAUCCAUCUCCUGUUCAGAAUGGCUCACCCUGGCCAAGGACUACCUGCUGCUCUAAUCGAUGACAUGUCUGGAGAAAGAAAUAGAUGGACAGCACAAGAAGGAAUCGCGUUAAAUGCUUCCCGGAAACUUGUCAAUAUGAUGAACGGACACGUCCGCUAUAUUAGAGAGGAAAACAAAUGUUAUUUCCUAAUUGAAGUGGAACUCAAAACAUCGAAAUCUACACAACACGCUCUGAAUUUGGAAGGAACUCAAGAAAUGGAAAUCUAGACAACAUGGUCCAAUUUUGGAUGCAGGCAGAGUGUACUAAGUCAUAUAUCAAGGUACCUUAAACUCUCCUCUGCACUUCAGGUAAUUUUUUUUCUUUUUGUUUUAGUAAGAAUAUAUCUGGUAUUUCUAGAGCCUAUGGAGCCUUGGAGUUGAUUCUGAUUCUUCAGCCAUGAUUAUUAUUAUUAAUAUUAUCAGCAGCAUAGGAUAUGUUUUCAUGUGGUUACUUAUGUAAACUGUUAUGCUGUAUAUCACUAUAUUGUUUGUAUCAGAAUGCUCUAAAACUAUCUUCUCAAUAAAACGCUCCAAAAUUAUGAUUUU